UUGCUACUGCGGACCAGACUGUUGUUGCAACACGAAAUAAGAAGAAUCUGUCGAAGAUGGAGUCUGCCGAAUCCACCAAUCAACCUAUCCGUUGCGGAAGACCAUCGCAAGACGACGAAGACGUCGAGAUGGAGUCUACUGGGGAGACAAUCACCGUGCUGUUGUUCGGAAAGACAAGAAGCGGCAAGAGUGCCACUGGUAACUCCAUCUUGGGCUUUAAGGGUUUUGAUGCGGUCCACUCCACAACGACAUCAUAUACCCAGGUAUGCCAAAAAGAUAACAUAAAGACCGUUGUUGUUGAUACCCCUGAUGUAACAGAGAAUCAGGAAGACAACGCAAGCCAAGAGAUCGACAGAUGGCGUCAGAUGACCAAAGAUGGCUUUGAUGCUCUCCUCCUCGUCUGCAAACUUGGAGUGCGCUUCACUGACCAACAAGAAAGCCUUCUUGGAACGUUGGAGGAGAUUUUCGGGACGGAGAUCUACAAGUACACCGUAGUCGUUCUUACACACGAGGAUAAGCUUGAAGUAGCUAUGGAAGAGGAAGGUUGCACGAUGGAAGAGUACAUGUCUUCGAGUGGUCUCCGCAUACUGAUGGAAAAGGUGGAGAGUAGGUACGUGGUCUUAAACAACCGCUGUAAGACCGAAGACGAAAACAGGAAGCAAGUGCGGGACUUACUGAGGGCUGCACUGGAAACAAUAUAA
Messenger RNA from Branchiostoma belcheri (Belcher's lancelet), 701 nucleotides. Its product is annotated as immune-associated nucleotide-binding protein 12-like. Gene Ontology annotation, molecular function: GTP binding. The record is from RefSeq and is a predicted model, not a curated record. The transcript has 3 exons. NCBI's taxonomy places the organism in Eukaryota, Metazoa, Chordata, Leptocardii, Amphioxiformes, Branchiostomatidae. Bases 57 to 701 code for a protein of 214 amino acids.